Choloepus didactylus (southern two-toed sloth) is the source of this 5210-nucleotide messenger RNA. It is a transcript of the gene SLC8A3, whose product is annotated as solute carrier family 8 member A3. Gene Ontology annotation, biological process: calcium ion import across plasma membrane; cell communication; sodium ion transmembrane transport. Gene Ontology annotation, molecular function: calcium:sodium antiporter activity. Gene Ontology annotation, cellular component: postsynapse; axon; sarcolemma. Bases 662 to 3445 code for a protein of 927 amino acids. The transcript has 8 exons. Lineage: Eukaryota; Metazoa; Chordata; Mammalia; Pilosa; Megalonychidae. The record is from RefSeq and is a predicted model, not a curated record.
ACCAGCCCCUCCGCGCGUUCCCUUCGCGUGCCACGAAACCGAGACAUCUCCCGCGGUGACGGCGUGAUAAGUGGAGAGCCCGCACGCUCCCAGCCCGGGAAAGCCCGGGCGACGCCACUGCAAGCCAGGGUCCCUCGGAGCCGUCAGGACGCGCCGGGCUCCUCGCCCUCCUCCCCAUUCCGGGAGGGAUCCCCCCGCUGCCGGCAACUCUGGGUCUCUCCCCGGCGUAGCGCAGAGCCCGCGCUCCCGGCCCAGGGUUUCUAGGGGGCUUUUGGUGGGAUUUUCACUGUUCCUUAAAUCAGCGCGGAGGAACCCCUCCCCAGGGCUCCUCACCCUGGCCCCAGCCCCCCUCCCCCCGAAACCUCGCGCUCCAGAUGCGCUGCGGGGCAGCUCCCUGACUGCUGCGAGCCGACGAGCCCCAGCAGGCGGGCGGCGGCGGCCGACUGACAUGACCCGGACGCGGCUCCGGCCAGCGGGCAGCCCGCGGGGGUGAUGAGCCGCUGCCGCCGGUGAGGAGGCCCGGCGGCGAGGGCAUCGCGCACCUCCCUCACCCCUCUACCCCCAUUUCCCCACUCCGCUCGGGAGACCGAGAGGAAACGGUCUCGGGCCUGUCAGGAGGACCAUUGGUGCUGUGGUGGAAGCCAGCGUCUAAAUCUUGUGUAUGGCGUGGUUAAGGUUGCAGCCUCUCACCUCUGCCUUCCUCCAUUUUGGGCUGGUUACUUUUGUGCUCUUCCUGAAUGGUCUUCAGGCAGAGGCUGGUAGCUCAGGGGAUGUGCCCAGCACAGGGCAGAACAAUGAGUCCUGUUCAGGGUCAUCGGACUGCAAGGAAGGUGUCAUCCUACCGAUCUGGUACCCAGAGAACCCUUCUCUUGGGGACAAGAUUGCCAGGGUUAUUGUCUAUUUUGUGGCCCUGAUAUACAUGUUCCUUGGGGUGUCCAUCAUUGCUGACCGCUUCAUGGCAUCUAUUGAAGUCAUUACCUCUCAAGAACGGGAGGUGAUUAUCAAAAAGCCCAAUGGAGAGACCAGCACAACCACAAUUAGGGUCUGGAAUGAAACUGUCUCCAACCUCACCCUUAUGGCUCUGGGUUCCUCUGCUCCUGAGAUCCUCCUUUCUUUAAUUGAGGUAUGUGGUCAUGGGUUCAUUGCUGGUGACCUGGGACCUUCUACCAUUGUAGGCAGUGCAGCCUUCAACAUGUUCAUCAUCAUUGGCAUCUGCGUCUACGUGAUCCCUGAUGGAGAGACACGAAAGAUCAAGCACUUACGAGUCUUCUUUGUCACUGCUGCUUGGAGCAUCUUUGCCUACAUCUGGCUGUACAUGAUCCUGGCAGUCUUCUCUCCUGGUGUGGUCCAGGUUUGGGAAGGCCUCCUCACCCUUUUCUUCUUUCCAGUGUGUGUUCUUCUGGCCUGGUUGGCAGAUAAGCGACUGCUAUUCUACAAAUACACGCACAAAAAGUACCGCACAGAUAAACACCGAGGAAUUAUCAUAGAGACAGAGGGUGACCACCCCAAGGGCAUUGAGAUGGAUGGGAAAAUGAUGAAUUCCCACUUCCUAGAUGGGAACCUGGUGCCCCUGGAAGGGAAAGAAGUAGAUGAGUCCCGCAGGGAGAUGAUCCGAAUUCUUAAGGAUCUGAAGCAAAAACACCCAGAAAAGGACUUAGAUCAGCUGGUGGAGAUGGCCAAUUAUUAUGCUCUUUCCCACCAACAGAAGAGCCGCGCCUUCUACCGGAUCCAAGCCACCCGUAUGAUGACGGGCGCAGGUAAUAUCCUGAAAAAACAUGCAUCAGAACAAGCCAAGAAGUCCUCCAGCAUGAAUGAGUUGCAUACUGAUGAUCCUGAGGACUUUGUCUCCAAGGUCUUCUUUGACCCAUGUUCUUACCAGUGCCUAGAGAACUGUGGGGCUGUACUUCUGACAGUGGUAAGGAAAGGUGGAGACACAUCCAAGACUAUGUAUGUGGACUACAAAACAGAGGAUGGUUCUGCCAAUGCAGGGGCUGACUAUGAGUUCACAGAGGGCACUGUGGUUCUAAAGCCAGGGGAAACCCAGAAAGAGUUCUCUGUGGGCAUCAUUGAUGAUGACAUUUUUGAGGAGGAUGAACACUUCUUUGUGAGGUUGAGCAAUGUCCGCAUGGAGGAAGAGCAGCCAGAGGAGGGGAUGCCUCCAGCAAUACUGAACAAUCUUCCCCUGCCUCGGGCUGUUCUAGCGUCCCCUUGUGUGGCCACAGUCACCAUCUUGGAUGAUGAUCAUGCAGGCAUCUUCACUUUUGAAUGUGAUACUAUUCAUGUCAGUGAAAGUAUUGGUGUCAUGGAGGUCAAAGUGCUUCGGACAUCAGGUGCACGGGGCACAGUCAUCAUCCCCUUUAGGACAGUAGAAGGGACAGCCAAGGGUGGUGGUGAGGACUUUGAAGACACAUAUGGGGAGUUGGAAUUCAAGAAUGAUGAAACUGUGAAAACCGUAAGGGUUAACAUAGUAGAUGAGGAGGAAUACGAAAGGCAAGAGAAUUUCUUCAUUUCCCUUGGUGAACCGAAAUGGAUGGAACGUGGAAUAUCAGCGCUCCUGUUGUCUCCAGAGGUGAUGGACAGGAAGCUGACUGUGGAGGAGGAGGAAGCCAAGAGGAUAGCAGAGAUGGGAAAGCCAGUAUUGGGUGAACACCCCAAACUAGAGGUCAUCAUUGAAGAGUCAUAUGAGUUCAAGAGUACAGUGGACAAACUGAUCAGGAAGACAAACCUGGCCUUGGUUGUGGGGACCCAUUCCUGGAGGGACCAGUUCAUGGAGGCCAUCACUGUCAGUGCAGCAGGGGAUGAGGAUGAGGAUGAGUCAGGUGAGGAGAGACUGCCAUCCUGCUUUGACUAUGUCAUGCACUUCCUGACGGUCUUCUGGAAGGUGCUGUUCGCCUGUGUGCCCCCUACGGAGUACUGCCACGGUUGGGCCUGCUUCGUCGUCUCCAUUCUCAUCAUCGGCAUGCUCACCGCCAUCAUCGGGGACCUGGCCUCCCACUUUGGCUGCACCAUUGGCCUCAAAGACUCUGUCACAGCUGUUGUUUUCGUGGCAUUUGGUACCUCUGUGCCAGAUACGUUUGCCAGCAAAGCGGCCGCCAUCCAGGACGUGUAUGCAGAUGCCUCCAUUGGCAACGUCACCGGUAGCAAUGCAGUCAACGUCUUCCUGGGCAUUGGCCUGGCCUGGUCCGUGGCCGCCAUCUACUGGGCCCUGCAGGGACAGGAGUUCCACGUGUCAGCUGGCACCCUGGCCUUCUCUGUCACCCUCUUCACCAUCUUUGCGUUCGUCUGCAUCAGCGUGCUCUUGUAUCGACGGAGGCCUCACCUGGGUGGGGAGCUCGGUGGCCCUCACAGCUGCAAGCUCGCCACGACUUGGCUCUUUGUGAGCCUGUGGCUCCUCUACAUACUCUUUGCCACACUGGAGGCCUAUUGCUACAUCAAGGGGUUCUGAGCCACAGAGCAAGACCUCGAGCUGGCAGGUCUAGGACUUCUCCUAAGAGAUGGCACCUCCCCACCAGUGACCUCUCCAGGAUCAGCAGCCGUGCAGCAUCAGGACCCAUGCCCCAGGAACUUCACCUGACCUAGGCCCUGGCAGUGAACUAACUGAAAGGGCAACGUCUUAAUCAAUCAAACAGAAUGGAGGAAACACCCACCUUACCCAGUAUUUAAUUAAAUACAAACCAACGGCAGCAACAAAUCCACCUCCGCCCCAUCUUCUGCCCAUGUCCCCAGCCCAUAGCAAAGGUCAGACCCUUUCAUCACCUUCUGUUCCAUCUUAUUCUGGUUAUUUCUUUGCUUCUAGUUUCCUUAGGGGCAGGGUUUCUCCUGUCUGUCCAAUUUGAUACAUGACUGUUCUCUCACUUAGCUGACAAGGCAUGAAAAUGAGUCAUUUCCAUGAAGCUGGUUUGAGAUUCUCUUUUCAUUGUAAGCAUUAGUGUGGUUGCUUUCAUUUGCCAUCAGGUUUUGUUUACUGUUUUUUGUUUUGUUUUGUAUUGUUUUGUCUUUUCUUUCUGAAAUUAAUGAUAAAAGUGAUGUGAAGGAUCUCAAGGUCUGAGCUGACGGAUAGAGGCACACAUUGUCAGACAAACACCCUCUCACUCUCACUGGGUGUAAGAGCUGUCUCUUGGCUCCAUCAGGGUCCUGUCCCCCAUUUCCUCUUUUCUCUGAAUCCCUUUGAGGAUGGUUGGCACUUGGGUGGAAGGAAGUUUGCACACCCACACAGGGCACCAAAGAGCCAGAGUGGCAGCUGGAGCAGAAGCUUUAGAUGCCUACAUGAAAAUCAAGUCAAAAACACAAAGUGAUUGUUCUCUUCCUUGCCCAAGCUUUCACAUUCUGGAUGUCUCAUUGUGUCAGUAUCUCUAUGUUUACACCCUCCUGUAGGAAGACCCACCACGCGGGAGAUGUGGGGGCAAAAAUUGGAAUGGUAUGGGAUGACAAAGGGGAGCUGGCAGAAACAAAAUAUGCCUUCUUGAGUAUCAUUGGCUUUGUGUCUGAGGCAGGAGAGGAGAGAUGUCCAACUAGUGAGAUCUUUAAGGGGAACAAUGAUAAUUUAAAAUGUCAUUGCUUCUGAGAAAUGUCAGUGUCACCACCCACUCACUUCCCAAUGCACCACACCAAGAGGGCUGACUACAUUUCUUGAAGUAAUACAAAAACUUAAAGAUUUAUUUUUAAAAAACACAAAGGGGUCCUUCUAUCUCUCCUGGAGCCUCAGGUCACAUUUGAAAGCAUUUUCACAAGAUAGGAACUGGAAUUUUUCAUUUCUCCCAUGUUCCUGCUGGUUUUUAAACCUCAUGAAGCUCUUUUUUCCAGCCUGUAGGGUAUUUCUUGUCCUGGUAAGAGGAGGCUUAGUUGCCAUAAUCCCACAGAGCCCAGGUUUAUAGAAAAGGGGAUUUUCAUACCCUACAGACCCUCCUUUCUCAACAAAUUUUGAGAGAGCCUGGCUUUAAAACAUACACACACAAAUAAACACACAUACAAAAUCACCACAAAACUGCCCACAGAUCUGUAGGCUUUCUGCAUUGACAUAAAUACAUUUUUUAAGGGAAAAAUGAAAUAAAAAAAACACCUGUUUAAUUUUAAACACAUUUUUUAAGAAAAAAUAACUGAAAAAGAAACAAUGCUCAUGUCAUAAGCUAUUUUGACAGUUGCCAGUGGAAAUGUUGGAUUGGUUUUAAAAAAUAAAAUAAAAAAGAUAUAUUGAUAUCUCUCUAAAUAUA